UAACUCAUAGUCAAUUUCAAGGGCAAAUGUGGAAACAUGCAUUGUCUAGCUCAUUUCUUCUCACUUUGGAGAGAACUACAAAAUGCGUGGGACCCACACAAUUUUGGUCUCUCUUCACAAUUUAUCUGUUGUGCCAAACGAGAGAAAUGGUCUCUCUCUCCCUUAUUUCUCUCUCUUGCUUGUUUCUCUUGUUCCAAACAAGCCGUAAAACAACAAACAAUACUUUCCACCACUAAUAAAUUAAACAACAACUCAUCAUCUCUCUCUACGAAAACAAAGGGUCUCACACAAACUCACACAUUCAUCACUAAGCGUUGAAAUGGUGGAGAAGUGCAAAACGACACCGUCAAAACAAACCAAACCUAGUAAACGCGAUGUCGUUUUAUCCCUCUCAGCUUCUCAACAAACGGAAAACAUGACGCCUAGCAACGAAGAAAUGCAGUUGAUCGUUCACGAGCAGAAGGAGAAUUACGUCACCGAGUUUCGUAACUUCUUAGAUGACGCUUGGUACACCGUCAGUGUUACAUUCGAAGGAAAUGAAUCUCUGCGAGUCAAGUACGAAAAAAACACUGAUGAGAUUGAUAAUUUGUUCGAACCUGGGUUUUUCAACUCCAUGGAAGACCUUCAAGAGUUUGAGACACGGUUCAGACCUCUUUCUGUUCAGGUUCAAGAUCACCAGUGUCGGGAGCUGGUUCCAGGUGUUAGGGUUUGUGCUUCGCAUGAGUUCGGUCCUGAUGACCUUCGCUUCUAUGAUGCUCAUGUUGUUGAGGUGAAAGAACGCAAGCAUUCUCGCAAAAAAGACGCAGAGUGCUUGUGUACCUUUAAACUGCUUUGGUCACAUGGGCCAAUGGUUGGAGAAUUCACUGAUGCAGAAAUUUGCAACAUUUGCCUUGUGCAGCCUGUACUAGAGUAUGAUCCAGCUGUGGCUUCAUUCUUAGAGAUUACAAGGAGGAGAAUAGAAUCACAAUCUGGACAGGAAAUGGUGGUGUACUGCAACACAGGAAUAGAAGCUAAGAACCACACUGAAAUCAAAACUAAGAGCAAAAUGGGUUAUUUUGAACGAAUGCAAAAGUUCCAGGCAAAACGCCGGGCCAAGCGAUCUGUUUUGGGUACCCGUUCUUCUGAAGGUGCCAAGCAAACUGUUUUGGGUGCCAGUUCUCCUGAAGGGGCCAAGCGAUCUGUUUUGGGUGCCAGUUCUACUGAAGGGGCUAAGCGAUCUGUUUUGGGUGCCAGUUCUCCUGAAGUUGGCCUUGUGGAAGAUAAAGAGUUGAAAGGAAAAAGAAAUGUGUGCAUGAUAUUGAUGGGAAAUCUUGAUAAACAAUUAUGUCCGUCAACAGCUGUUGAGUUUUUAUACAAGCAUACUCAAGUAUCAGCUAGUGUAUUCAUUUUUCCAAGUUUAUCAUCGGAGAUAUAUACCAGGGGUGCCAUCAUGUUGCGAACUGAGAGGGAUUUUCAAAAGCUUUGUGACUUUUUGACAAAUCCAAAACACAUCAUAACAUCUUCAACUGGCAGGCCAUGGGUGAUAAUUGAAAAACAAGUGGGUCUCAAAAAUAUCAAAGCAUCAAUAGGAACAGUAUUUCCUAAAUCUGAGAAUGCACCACAGGAUGGAAAGAGUAGAGUGCGCAACAAUUUGAAGAUUGUUUACUCAGGAACUCAAGAAUUCAAGACAGCCAGUGCUAUGAGGGAUUUGUAUUCGGAAUUUGCUGAUCACCAAGAGCGGCUGCACAAGAAGCUUGCAUUUCUGGAAGGAAGUGUUAAUGAAAUCUGAAACUAGGUUCUAUAGGAAGUGUUUCAUAUACAAUUUUGCGGGAUUUGUUAAUAUAACCUUUCUGGUAUAGCUUUAGAGGAAAAGAUAAGUAGAUCUUAAUUUUCUCUUUAGCACAAGUUCAACCCUCACCUGAGAUAAGAAUCCAUGCAGUCACUUCCAAUUUUACCCAAUCUUUUUUUUAUUUUUUUAUUUUAUUUUUUAUCAUGCAUGCUUUGAAUCUGAAAGCAUUACAGAGUAAUGAGUUUUGCAACUCAGUAACGAGCAAUUCCUAUACAAAGUACAUAUUUGCUGAUAUAAUAAUGGUCAAGUCUUCCCGUAAA
Molecule: messenger RNA, 2088 nt
Organism: Medicago truncatula (barrel medic)
Lineage: Eukaryota; Viridiplantae; Streptophyta; Magnoliopsida; Fabales; Fabaceae
Exons: 6
Coding region: 320-1768 (482 amino acids)
Molecular function (GO): chromatin binding
Source: RefSeq, a predicted model, not a curated record